AUGGAGCUCAACAAGCUCAGAAAAAAACUCGUCUCCCAAAUCCACAUUCCAUUGUUUGCGUCGGAAAACUAUGUCAAACCUUAUGCUAUGAAAGACGAGUUUCUCUUUGAAACAUCUUCGUCUUCAAAGAGAAACUACAAUUACCUCCAAGAUUUUCACCACCUUGAUCAUCAAUUUCAUGUCAAUGUCUCCUCUUCAAACCCUAUGUUUGGGACCCACACCCCAUGUUUUGAUCCGUACAGCGACACAUCCUACCCCUACGAUCAAAAUUCAUCACAUCAAGAUGUGAACUUUUACAAAUGUAAGCCUCCAAAUGUUGCAGAAAACAAUGGGGGACAUGGCCAAGUUUUGGACAACUUCCAAGGUGGGUCCUACUUGAAUUUCCCAACUCAUCACAGAUCAUCAAAUCCGUUUGAUCAUGCGGUGGGAACUUCAUCUCAUGGGAGUGCAACUAAUUUCCUGCCGUUGGAUUGCACUCAAGAUAUUAAACCCAUGAAUUUUUCGGUGCCGGAUGAGGUAUCCUGCAUAAACAAUGCAGACCAAAAUGGAUACUACAGAAAAUUUGGGAUGAAUGGCAAAAGCAAAGUUACCGGAGUAACAAGGGGGUCAAUGGUGAAAGGUCGAAAGAAGUCAAAUGUGGUCAAGGGUCAAUGGACAACCGAGGAAGAUAGGCUCUUAAUUCAGCUUGUUGAGCAAUUUGGAGUCAGGAAAUGGUCUCACAUUGCUCAGAUGUUGCCUGGGAGAAUUGGGAAGCAAUGUAGGGAGAGAUGGCAUAACCACCUAAGGCCUGACAUCAAGAAGGAUACAUGGAGUGAGGAGGAGGACAAGACACUGAUACAAGCUCAUGCAGAAAUAGGAAACAAGUGGGCAGAAAUUGCAAAGAGACUGCCCGGAAGGACUGAAAACUCCAUCAAAAACCACUGGAACGCAACGAAAAGGCGACAAUAUUCCAAGCGAAAAUGUCGAUCAAAGUACCCUAGAGGCUCCAUUUUGCAGGAAUACAUCAAGAGCUUAAACCUAGACUCGGCAAGCAACAGCACAGGGAGGCAGCGAAGGAACAGUUCAGCUAACAACAACAACGGUGGCAGCACCAGCACUAAAGCAGCUGCAGCUGCAGCUACUUAUCAGCAGCCACAAACCAACGUGGGACUUUUGUGCGCAAACGAUCUGUUGGUUCCGAGCUACAACGAUUUCAAUGAGGACCCCGAUUUUUGUUUCGACGAGAACAUCUUCGAGGAAGGGUGUAGCAUCGAUUCUUUGCUCGAUGACAUCCCUUGCGCUGCUGCUGUUGGUGAGAAGAACAGUAACUUUGAUGGUUACAAUGAGAUUGAUUAUGGUUAUGUUGAUAAGGGUAAUUUUGAUGAGAAGGAUUUUCAGAUGGCCAUGCAAGUGGAUUUGGAGAGUAAUGAAGUGAAGAAGGAGAUGGAUUUGGUGGAGAUGAUUUCUCAAGUGAACUAA
Molecule: messenger RNA, 1458 nt
Organism: Malus domestica (apple)
Lineage: Eukaryota; Viridiplantae; Streptophyta; Magnoliopsida; Rosales; Rosaceae
Product: transcription factor MYB98-like
Biological process (GO): regulation of DNA-templated transcription
Cellular component (GO): nucleus
Molecular function (GO): DNA-binding transcription factor activity, RNA polymerase II-specific; RNA polymerase II cis-regulatory region sequence-specific DNA binding
Source: RefSeq, a predicted model, not a curated record